AUGGCACUUUUUACAAGAACACUAUCAAGAAGACAAGUGACCAAUCAAGUCUUUUUAACUACGUUUGUAGUAGCAUUUGCCUCUGUGGCUCUUGGGUCUGCCUUACCGUGCCCCGCUCAUUCAUUAGAUGCUGAUACACCUGUAUUGGAUGAAAAAGAUAAUAAUAUUAACAGCUCUACUCAAGAAAUAGAAAAACGUAAACUAAGACAGAAUAUGAUAACGUCUACGAUAAAUGAACAAGACUCUUCAAAUAAUACUCUCACCAAUCUCAACAAUGCGUGGUUUUGGCAAAGGAAAUAA
This is a messenger RNA of Henningerozyma blattae CBS 6284, 300 nucleotides long. It is a transcript of the gene COA2, whose product is annotated as Coa2p. The record is from RefSeq and is a predicted model, not a curated record. Gene Ontology annotation, cellular component: mitochondrial matrix. Lineage: Eukaryota; Fungi; Ascomycota; Saccharomycetes; Saccharomycetales; Saccharomycetaceae. The transcript has a single exon. Bases 1 to 300 code for a protein of 99 amino acids. Gene Ontology annotation, biological process: mitochondrial respiratory chain complex IV assembly.